This is a messenger RNA of Polyodon spathula (Mississippi paddlefish), 3132 nucleotides long. RefSeq names its product STING1 ER exit protein 1 (gene steep1). Bases 65 to 739 code for a protein of 224 amino acids. The transcript is spliced from 7 exons. The record is from RefSeq and is a predicted model, not a curated record. NCBI's taxonomy places the organism in Eukaryota, Metazoa, Chordata, Actinopteri, Acipenseriformes, Polyodontidae.
UGCGCGACGGCCCGUGUGUGUGUAUGUUGUAGUCUUGUGCUGGUUGUAUGUUUGUGUCUUCAGCAUGCCGAAAGUUGUGUCUCGCAGUGUAGUAUGUUCUGAUACUCGAGAUCGGGAGGAGUACGAUGACGGAGAGAAGCCGCUACAGGUGUAUUACUGCCUCUGCGGGCAAAUGGUUCUGGUGCUCGACUGUCUGGUGGAGAAGCUGCCCAUGAGGCCACGGGACCGAGCGAGGGUGAUAGAUGCAGCCAAACAUGCUCAUAAAUUCUGUAACAUUGAAGAAGACGAGAGCGUUUACCUUCGAAGGCCUGAAGGUAUAGAAAGACAGUUUCGAAAGAAGUGUGGGAAAUGUGGACUGUUGCUGUUUUACCAACAUCAAAUGAAAAACACACCAGUAACAUUCAUUGUGGACGGAGCACUAGUUAAAUUUGGCCAAGGAGUUGGGACUACAAGUGUAUACAGUCAGAAACAGGAGGCUCCCAAGAAAGUCAGAGUAAUGAUGACAAAGCGGACAAAAGAUAUGGGGAAGUUCAGCUCUGUCACUGUGUCGACCAUUGAUGAAGAGGAGGAGGAGAUCGAAGCGAGGGAGGUCGCAGACUCAUAUGCACAGAAUGCCAAAGUCAUUGAGAAGCAGCUGGAACGGAAGGGCAUGAGCAAGAGGAGACUGCAGGAGCUGGCUGAAUUAGAAGCAAAGAAGGCGAAGAUGAAGGGCACAUUGAUCGACAAUCAGUUCAAAUAAAUCGAUGCAUUCAUGAUGACUGCAAAAUUAAACCUCCUCUCUUGCUGUGUUUGUCUGACAUUACGCAGCUGAGCAAUGCAUUCUGCUGUUAGACUUCCUCCAAAUUCAUUCAUCUUCAGACCAAAACAACCUUUUAUUGUUAUGUUUGUACUGCAUUGUUGCAGUGUGUUGAAGAGUUUCCUCAGUAGUCUCUAAAGCCUCAACUACCACAUGUCAGAGGACUAUCUGGGCACAGUUCUGUAGUACUGGACAGCAAAUACAGGAAUAUAAACAGACACACUUUGGUAUUAGAAAUGAUAUUAAUAUGUAAGUGCAAUGCUACUCCUGUAAACACAGUCCAGGCCUGUCAAAAUAGAUUAAAGAGUUUAACACUGGAAAAGUCACAAAGUGCAAGCUGUAGCUGUGAUUGUUUGAACGAACAGAAUGGGUCCAGUGGUAAGAACUGCAUCAGUAAUACCUUUUAUUAGUAAUACCUUUUUUUUUUGACAGUUUUGUAUUUGUUAAAUCUGUCUCUGAUUUAAUUUUUGUAAAAGUUGUAAAUGUUUAAGAAUACUUUCAAAAUAAAAUGUUACUAAAUGGUUUUCUCAGGGCUGAGUGUAAUGUGAUCUUGGGAGUAAUAUUUGCAUGAACUGUAUUUUAGUAUGAUUGUUUACAAACAUAGCAAAAAUCCCCCUAAGCCGCCUUCUGUUAUAACGCUGUGCUGUUUUUCGCUGUAAUGGUAUAUACUAAUGUACAGUAUGCACAGUAUUAUUGUAAUGGAUAAGUGAUAUUUCCUUGGGAACUCAUUACACUUGUGUUACUUCAAAAAGUACCAGUAACACUGUCUCUGUUCUUAAUGGUGCAUAACAUGCUUCAUUGCUUUCCUGGUCCUUUUUAAAGGUGUGCAUAUUCUCCCUUAUCCAUGGAGCUCUGCUUCCAUUAUACUCCCCCAGGCUUUCUUUGCUUUGCAGAGUCUUAUUAGAUUGAACUGUGUUUAACACAUGCUGAGCCAUCCUGCUUUGCUGAAGUUGAGGAAAGGGUGAAUCUCAGUACUUCCUCAGUGAGGUUUUGAGGACCAAUAUCUUUGCAUCAUUAAGAUGGAGAAGGCAUCUACUGAAGAAAAUCUCUGUAUUCCCUCUCUCCUUUGUCUUCCCCAAGUUACACUAGUGCCAUUGUCAUACUUUGUUUAAUUUUUAUAUUUGUUUGCCAAGCACAUUACUGUGCGAAACUAGCACAAGUCCUCGAGGAAUAUGCAGGGAGAAAUUCUGUGCUGUGCUACAUGAGUUAUACAAGAAUAUAAGCAAAGACAAACUAGAGUUCUUAAAUAUUAAUAAUAAAUUGGGGAUAAUCGGGUAUAGUUUCUGUUCUGUUAAACAAGACAAUAGACUUUAAUAUUAGAACAAUAACAUGACUUUUUAUUUUUACCUUAUGUAACAACACUAAACAGUUUCUUGAUUUUACAAAUAAGCAAUGGUAUGUACUGCUAUUUGAGGUGAUUGGUGGGAUAUGAAAAAGUAGAAUAAAAAGUAAUUUAAUUUAGUGUAUUAGCAGACAGAUGAACCAAACAAAACAUACACGCUGCUUCCUACCAGCUUUCUUAUGCUCAGUAUUAUUAGUAGUAUUUUAUAAAAGUAUGGCAUUAAAAUAAGUAAUCACACAGCGACGGCAAGGUAACUUUUUUUAUAAAGCUAAAUGAAUGUUACUCCCAUUUAUACAUGUAUAAAAUUGUUUUGGCAGCUGCCCUACCUCUAAUAUACUGUAGCAGAGAUAACACACCAACUCCCAGCAAAAUCACAAAAAUGCAUAAACUUGGUGCACUUGCAGUAAUGAGGAUUAAAAUACAUUUCCAAUUGGAGUUUCUUGAUUGCAAUCAAUAUGGAUAUUGUCUCAUAUUUUACCUGCUGUUAAAUACUUGAUCCAAUACUUGCACAUAUAUAACAAUUCCACCUCCCUUACAUUACCAAACAUUAGACAGCAUUUGUUCAGUAAUGAGCAUUUGGACAAGAGCUUGUUUGCCAAAGCCUGCAUUUCUAAAUAUGGAUUGUAUUUUUGCCAUUCAUGCCCAUGAUAAAAGUUUAUUUUAGAUGCUCGUGAUACAAUUAAAAUACUGUCAAUUUAAAUGUAAAUCGGAAUUAUAUCAAGCACAGAUAUUUGAGUGCCUGUCUGCAGAGUUGCACUCUUUCCUCUUUAGGCAUGCUGCAGCGGUAAAUUGGAUUGCUGUCUGUCUAGCAGGUCAUACAAGUGUGUUCAUGCAUCUCUUAAUGUAUCCAGGCAGUGCUGAAGUCUAGUCUUUUUGCUGGCGUUGUAUUUUAAAAGGCCACCUUCUCUUUUACAUGCAUCGAUGGCUGAAAAAAAGAAAAGAAAGAUGCUUCUGCCCCCAUGUCUUUAGGUUUUAGUUGGAAGGCCAAUGUUAU